This is a messenger RNA of Dipodomys spectabilis (banner-tailed kangaroo rat), 1030 nucleotides long. Its product is annotated as UL16-binding protein 1-like. Bases 1 to 1014 code for a protein of 337 amino acids. Lineage: Eukaryota; Metazoa; Chordata; Mammalia; Rodentia; Heteromyidae. Gene Ontology annotation, cellular component: external side of plasma membrane. Gene Ontology annotation, biological process: antigen processing and presentation of endogenous peptide antigen via MHC class I via ER pathway, TAP-independent; immune response; antigen processing and presentation of endogenous peptide antigen via MHC class Ib. The record is from RefSeq and is a predicted model, not a curated record. The transcript has 5 exons.
AUGACGGAGCUUCCAUGGGUUGGCGCCCUUAAGACCUUAGAACUCUCCAGAUUCUUCGCCAGGGCCGGGGUGACGCCGGACACGGGAGGGUCGUGGGGAGAGGGCGCGGGCACGGAGCUGCGGGCUCCAGCGGAGGGGCCCGGAGCCGCGAGCCAGCCGGGCCAGCCUGCGGGACCCAGGGCUCAGGCGCGCUGUGCGCUUUUAGGCGCGCGGUCGCCACCGCGGUCCGCGGGAAACAAGCCAGCAUGGCGCGCGCGGGACACUCCGGAUCCGCACCGCGGGACACCUGGAUUCUGCGGCUGCUCUGCGGGGUGCUCUGCUGGAAUGUGGCCGUGGUGGUAUGAAGCUUACGGCCAAGUGGAUCAACAUACAUUCCUUUACUACAACAGUAGCAAUGACACAUGCAAUCCUGUGGGCCUAUUCGGGUUGAAAGUGAUUAAAACAGAGGCCUGGCAAAAGCAACCUGAUAUUCUGAAAGACAUAGGGGACAUCCUCAGACAGCAACUGGCUCACAUUAAAUUAGAGAGUGGUACAACCAAGGGAGAAGAUCCCUGCACCCUACUGGGCAAAAUGUCUUGUCAGCCUGAAGGCAAUGGAAAAAUCAGUGGGUUCUGGCAGUUAGUCUACAAUGGCCAGAUACUACUCCACUUUGACUCCAACACCCAGCAAUGGACAGAGGUCCAUCCUGGAUCCAGCUGGAUAAAAAAGAUUUUGGAAGAAGACAGGUCUGUGACUGACGUCUUCCACAAGACCUUAGUAGGAGACUGUGCAAGCUGGUUGAAGCAGUUUUGGGGUCCCUGGCAGGAAAUGCAGCUCACAGCUCAGCCAACCCCAAACAAAUGCACCAGAAUCACACUCAACAUCUAUGUUGUGUUAUGCCUUGCCUUAUCCACCUUAUUUGUCAACCAAGGAAGAAGAAUGCCAAACGCCAAAAUAACACAGAAUGGAAUAAAAGGCCUGAGAGGACAUCUGAGGAGUGAGGUUCAAAGCCAGUGGGAGCAGGAAAGUCCAUGAAACUCGUACCUCCAAU